ACCGUGAUGGUUGGAAUGAGGCUACAUCGCUAGGAACAGAUAUAGAUAGGAUUCCAACAGUGAAAAGAAAAGCGAAAACGAGCAAUUGCCAACACGGAUUUCCUGUGGGAUAAACACACAGGCCUGGCUGCUAAAACGAUGCCACACUCAAGACGGUACCCGUCCUCAGAACUGGCCAGCCGGAGCAGCUAUCAAGACCGAGACAGAGGACGCAAGCAGAGGCAACGCAGAUCGCCCUCUUUUUCCUCUAGCAGUGACCGGGAAAGGGACAAAGACCGAAGGGGACGGGGAAACAGACAGGAUGGAAGCUAUGCUCGCUCUAGGAGCUACAAUAAUCGCUCGGCAGACCGYAGGCCGUACGACAGACGCUUCUGUGAGGGCUAUCGGCGCCUGGACCAGAGCCGCGAACGAGACAGAGAUCGCGGAAACAGGGAUAGGGAACAUGGAGGAGCAGCAGCCGACGGUUACUACGCACCUGACUUAUCACCGAGCAUGUGCGACUACCGGCGGGGUCGUGAGAGGGAACGGGAGGAGUCAUACCGAAGGAAGGGCAGCAGGCGUAAGCACAAACGAAGGCGGCGUAGAACCAGGUCCUAUAGCCCAUCCUCGUCGCGGAGCGACAGCCGGACGCGGGCACUGAGUGUGAGGGACGACGAGGAAGGGCACCUGAUCUGUCGGAGUGGGGACGUCCUGCAAGAGAGAUAUGAGAUUGUCAGCACUCUGGGGGAAGGCACCUUUGGGAGGGUGAUGCAAUGUAUUGACCAUCGCCAGGGAGGAGCCACUGUUGCUCUGAAGAUCAUAAAAAAUGUGGAGAAAUACAAGGAAGCAGCUCGUCUGGAGAUCAAUGUGCUGGAGAGAAUCAAUGAGAAAGACCCGGAAAACAAACACCUGUGUGUGCAGAUGUAUGACUGGUUCGACUACCACGGACACAUGUGUAUCUCCUUUGAGUUGCUGGCCCUCAGCACCUUUGACUUCCUCAAGGAGAACAACUACCUGCCUUACUCCAUCGCCCAGGUCCGACACAUGGCCUACCAGCUAUGCCUGUCUGUCAAGUUUCUUCAUGAUACCAAGCUGACACACACAGACAUGAAGCCAGAAAACAUCCUGUUUGUCAAUUCCGACUUCACCAUGACCUAUAACGUAGAGAAGAAGCGCGAAGAGCGGACCGUGAAGAGCACGGAUGUACGGGUGGUGGACUUUGGCAGUGCCACGUUUGACCACGAGCACCACAGCACCAUMGUCUCCACACGGCACUACCGCGCCCCAGAAGUCAUACUAGAGCUGGGCUGGAGCCAGCCAUGUGACGUGUGGAGCAUCGGUUGCAUCCUGUUCGAGUACUAUCUAGGCUUCACCUUGUUCCAGACUCAUGAUAACAGGGAGCAUCUGGCUAUGAUGGAGAGAAUACUGGGGCCAGUGCCCUCCAGGAUGAUACGCAAGACAAGGAAGCAGAAAUAUUUUUACCGCGGCCGUCUGGACUGGGACGAAAGCUCAUCGGCUGGRAGAUACGUGAGGGAGAACUGCAAACCCUUACGAAGAUACCUGUUGUCGGAGGCUGAGGAGCACCAUCAGCUGUUUGACCUGAUUGAGAGCAUGCUGGAGUACGAGCCCACUAAGCGCCUGGUUUUGGCCAACUCCCUCAGACACCCUUUCUUCGAAUCGGGGACAGCAGGCGAUGCGGUGGGGGGGAAGAGCUGGGAGGGCAACCGCGACAUCAGCCGGUGACACAGGGCCUCCAGACUCUUAAGGAUAGAGGGAUUUAAGGUGGAGCAGACAGAUAGGACUGCUUAAGGUGGUGUAUCACAGCAUGAACCUGUUCCCUCCUGCUUACUAUACUGCCCCACCUCCACAGCCAGGAGAGGGGCUCAUGCUGGCAGCUAGAAGACCAGAAGAACUUCAGAAARGGACAGUCCUCUUAGUCCUCUCGGCUUCUACUCCCAACAGAAGACAUGAAGAGAUUAGAGUUUUUAGCCCAACCUUAAACUACCCAGCUCCAGUCUUCCGCAUGUAAAGAAAAGGACCGGUCUGGUCUAGGUCCAUUUAAGUGGAACACUAGUGAGAGCAAGAGGGACCCUCGCUACGAAAUCAAAUGUUGUGACCCUUUCGUUUGAUGUCAGACAAUUGGCGAAGAGGGGCAUUGUAACGUGUAAUGUGGUUAGUUCUUCCAUUUAAAGAGCACUAUUUAUUUGGGAACCAUCGAUCUGGACUAAUAUUAGCCAAUUGGAUGACAUGUUUUGUCAAUGAGUGAUUGACACAUCACAUUGUUUAUACAGGMCUCUCCUAUUGCUAUAUUUAUUUAUGUUACGUAAUGCUUUCGAGGAGAGGGAUUAUGCUGCCAUAUUGAUGUAAUAAUAGUACUCACGCCUAGACGUGUUUUCUCAGCUGGUCAUCUUGUCUGGGGAACUGACMCACACACACAACGCAAACUGCCUUUUAUACUUUGUGAUAGGAUCAGGCUUGUGGUCUAUGAGAGUGCACGUACCCACAGGGUCAUAGUAGUCAUGUGUGGCAUCCCAAUGCCACAUGCACACAGCAGCACAGUUUACAGUAUUUAUUAUGAGACGCUACUGCUGGUCCUCACCCUGUACAGUACUUUUUGUAUGAGAUUUAAAUGUAUAAAACUGUAUAUAUGUAUGAUUGUUUAGAAUURAAGUUAAGUCCUCCUUUGCCAGGGCUUAUAGUGCUGUUAAUGUGAGCUUUGGCCUCUGGCACAGUUAUGCGAAGGCUUUUUGUCUUAGAUGCUUGACUGUGUCUUUUGAAUCCCUGAUUUACCUUGUGACUGUAGCCCUUAGGAGGAUUUCUCUGUGUAUGUGUGUCUGGCAACUAGUGUUGGCAUAAGAUAUAGCAGGCUGACAGGAAACCCCUUAAUGACCCUGGCCUAUUGCUCUAUUUCAUAGUAUUUUACCACCAACUAUGCUACUACUAACCAAAUAGUCUGUAGCGCUACACUCUUCAUCUUUCCUUCAUUCUGAUCUUCUCCCCACCUCAACCCUAUUAGAGGAGGUCCAAGGUCCCUCCCCUCAGAUGUUCUACGCCAAUGUGUUUUGAGAAGGAAUAGGUAGAAUGCAAGGAAAGAUUGAGAUUCACCCAUGGAAACUCCUCUGAAGUCUGCCUUCCAGAUCUGACAUAGCAGGCUCACCCACGGGAAGGGCCAAGGACAAGAGGAUCUGCUGUGGCAGCCGCCUGGCAGGUGUACUUAACGUCAUGGGUACUCCUCCAUCUGUCACUAACUCGUCAUCUCUCUACUACCUUAGUCUCUUUGCCUCACUGUCCCUGGCCAGCUUUCCCUCGCUCCGUCUGUUUCUCCCAUCUGCUACCAUAAAAGUUAGAGCAAAGUUUAGCAAAGCAAGAAUCUGUAGAUAUAUGCUGG
Molecule: messenger RNA, 3367 nt
Organism: Salvelinus sp. IW2-2015
Lineage: Eukaryota; Metazoa; Chordata; Actinopteri; Salmoniformes; Salmonidae
Gene: clk2a
Product: CDC-like kinase 2a
Biological process (GO): peptidyl-tyrosine phosphorylation; regulation of RNA splicing
Cellular component (GO): nucleus
Molecular function (GO): ATP binding; protein tyrosine kinase activity; protein serine/threonine kinase activity
Source: RefSeq, a predicted model, not a curated record